Melanotaenia boesemani (Boeseman's rainbowfish) is the source of this 3484-nucleotide messenger RNA. Its product is annotated as microtubule-associated protein RP/EB family member 1-like. NCBI's taxonomy places the organism in Eukaryota, Metazoa, Chordata, Actinopteri, Atheriniformes, Melanotaeniidae. Gene Ontology annotation, biological process: spindle assembly; protein localization to microtubule plus-end; regulation of microtubule polymerization or depolymerization. The record is from RefSeq and is a predicted model, not a curated record. Gene Ontology annotation, molecular function: microtubule plus-end binding. The transcript has 7 exons. Bases 197 to 973 code for a protein of 258 amino acids. Gene Ontology annotation, cellular component: microtubule plus-end; microtubule organizing center; spindle midzone.
AAGACCGUUUCUUCCGCUACCGGUAUCGUGAACGGGAACUGCCAAGAAGAAAAGGAAAAGCAGAAGUUGAAACAUCGGCGAAACAAACAUAAAUAAGCUUUUCUAGUAUACGGAAUAAUAUCUGAAAAGAAAACCGAAAUAAAAUCGCCGUGUCCAAGAGCUGUGAAAGCUAAUUUACCCAAGCAGGUAACCGACGAUGGCAGUGAACGUCUACGCAACCUCAGUCACCAGUGACAAUUUAAGUCGUCAUGACAUGCUGGUCUGGAUCAAUGAAUCUCUACAGAUGAACCUCACCAAAAUAGAAAUGUUGUGUACAGGUGCUGCCUACUGCCAGUUCAUGGACAUGCUGUUCCCCAACUCUGUGCCUCUGAAGAAAGUCAAAUUUGGUGCCAAACUGGAGCACGAAUACAUCCAUAACUACAAGCUUCUGCAAGUCGGCUUCAAAAAGAUGGGCGUUGACAAAAUCAUCCCAGUAGACAAACUGGUUAAGGGGAAGUUCCAGGACAACUUUGAAUUUGUCCAAUGGUUUAAAAAGUUCUUUGACGCCAACUAUGAUGGGAAGGACUACGACCCAGUGGAGGCAAGACAGGGGCAGGACGCCAUGCCCAUGCCAAACCCUGCCUCCUCAGCUCUCAACAAACCCCCUAAAAAAGCCCUCAGUCAAGCUCCUCAGAGGCCACCUGUGGCAAAGGUAGCGCCCAAGUUGGCUCCUGUUAGUGCCAGAAAGCCCGGGAUGGGAGGUGGGGAGGAGGAGAGGGCGGAGCUCCUGAACGAGGUGGAAAUUCUGAAGUCGACCAUCCAGGACAUGGAGAAGGAGAGAGAUUUUUAUUUCGGUAAGUUGAGGAACAUCGAGCUGAUCUGUCAGGAGAAGGAAGGGGAAGGCGACCCCACGCUGCAGAGGAUCGUCGACAUCCUCUACGCUACAGACGAGGGGUUUGUGAUACCGGAUGCUGAGGAGCAGGAAGAGUUUUAAUCCAAGUCUGCAAGCAACCUCUUGUUUAGAUACCGCUGGUCUCCAACCCUCCUCAGAGCCCUUCAUCGAAUCAAGACCGUCUGGUCGGCCUCCACCCGUAUCCUCCAUUCUAAUCAGCAAGUCCUCGGUCACUGCCUCCUCCCACACACCUGUCCGUCAUCCUGUACCUCCAUCCAUCCCAGAACCAGAUGAUGCAGUACAAACCUUUUUGUAAUGGACUUAAGCGUGAAAAAAAAGAAGCACAGUGUUGUGUGUGUAUUUGGGUGUGGGUGUGUUUGAAAAUCAAUUAGAAACCAAUGUAACUUGAACUUGGGAAGACCCGACUGUCAGCUCGCCACCGGGUUCCAUACUAACCCGGAUAGUUUAGUUCUGUAACUCCUCUGUGCCUUCCUGUCACACCCAUUCAUCCGGAAGAAAAAUCCGACAGGUUGUUGUCACGUUGAAACUAAUUUAAGUUUUUUUUUUUCUUCCCUAACUUGACAGGUUUUUAUCAGCUGUUAACGUUACAUAUUUCAGAAAAAUUUCCGACAUGAAGAAGAUAAAAAAUGAGGACAGUCGGCUCUAAAGGGCUCAGCGUUUGGUCUCGGUCGAGGCAGCAGUCGGGUCUUCUUUUGGCCUUUUUACACGUGACCAAUUUUCGCCACCAAAGACGCCAACUCGAAAUGGUGUGAAGUGCUUCUGUCGCAUCUUCCCAGCGUUGUUUAACUUGUUUUUGUUUGUUCAGAAAAGUUCUCGGCGUCUCAUGUUUUCUCUUUUUAGGUUGUUUGUUUCUCACAGAAUAUUUUUUACCUGCAGAAGCUGGUUUUUCUCCAGCCAGAGCGUGGUCCUGCUUCUUGUACUGGAUGUUUCUGUUUCCACAACACACAGAUUUCCUUUUUUUCUCCCCACAUUUCACUUCCUAAAUGUGCAAUUCUUAAUUAUUCCAGGAAUAAGUGGCUUACUCGUGGAGCCGGUGUGAGAUAAAGAGAUGACUGACAUGCCCAUACUGAGUUAAAAAGUGCUAAAAUUUGUUACUGAUGAGCAGUGAUUUGUAUGUUUGUAUUUUGGGGAAUCUCUCGUAAGGCGGAUUAUCUUUUUUUUUUUUUAACUAGUUUCGCUGGAGUUGGCUCAGACCAGCUCUGUGAUUAACACUGUGAGAUCAGACCUGCUGCAGACCUUCUGAUACCUGCACAGCUGUAAAAGUAGCAGAUAUCUUCGUUUCAGCCUCUGUGCAUCUUGAAGCCUUAGCUCUGUUUGAUCACUGCUGUUUUACUCUAAUAUUUUCAAAACUUCUGCUUCUCCUUAAUGUGGGAUCAAUAAGAAUAACAUGUCACACUGUCUGGGAAUUCUUGUUUCUUUUUUUUUUUUUUUCCAAAUCCCAACAAACUGAUUUAAUAUAAAUUUAAUCAGAGAUCAGUUCUAUUCUCUCUUUCCAGUUCAAACCAGAACAAUUGUUUCCAUCAAGGCUUUAAUUUAAUUUAUGGAGUUUUGUGCCUUUUCGUUUCUUGUGGCAGGAAAAACAAAGAAGUCAGUUUAAACGUCCACUCUGAAGGUAAAAUAUGAUUCAUACUGGUAGCUGCAGAUGCCUGAUGUAUCAUUAGCAAUGAAGAUUAAAAACCUGGAAUAUUAAAGUUAAUUUUUCCAGAUCAGUUUUCUCCAGAAACUGAAUUGAAUGUUAUCAAUUAAACCCAUAAAACUAAAAAUAUUUCAAGUCUAAUCUGCUGAAUUUUUUUUCCUGAUUUCCCUUACAGCCUCAUGUCAUUUUAAUAUUUAUUUAUAAAUAAAGUUAAUUUCUACAUAUCACUUCCAAAUUGUUCAGCAUCACUCAUCCACUAGAAUGUGAUUGGUGGAGGUGAUUUGACCGGUUUAUCUCUGGAUUUGGAGCAGACAGGAAAUUGGACUGCAGGACUUUGUGGAUCAGUUCCAGACGUCACAUGAAUGAUCCCCUCCUACUCAUGCAGGAGAAUGUGUAGACGGAUACGUGUCCCAUUUAACACGGGAGCCUGUAGUAACCCUCCAUAACCUUCCCCCUCAGCACCAACAGGAUGUAGCUGAUCUGUCAAAACAAUCAUCUGUUUACAUUUUCAUUUUCAAGACAUUUCAAGAAAGUUUUCAGAGUAGUUUGUAGACUUCUGUCUGGUGUAAUGAUAGUUGUAAAGUGCAUUACUGUGUUAGAGGAUGAUGUCUGGUUUCAUGUUUGUCAUUUUUCACACACACUCGUAUCCAUAAACAAGCAUCAUCAUAAAGUAAACGUGUUUUUUAUUUGAAGUUUUUCUGGUGAUGGCAGGUUCAGUUUGUCUAACUUCCUGCAGCAUCAAAAUGUCGGAGCAAAAAGAAACGAUGGCUUUUAAGGUAAUGGUGGUGCUCGUCUGACCUCUGACCUUGUGCCUCAGCAAUCAGUGCCGAUCUGCGUAGAACACUGUGGGCCAAGUCCUCGAACUCCAGGCUUCUCUCCUGAUGUGUUGUACUCAGCUAAACACGAUUUUCUUAAAUCAUGUUUUGUACAAACAAUAAAACAGUAUUUCCUUGUCA